Messenger RNA from Falco peregrinus (peregrine falcon), 8784 nucleotides. It is a transcript of the gene DACT1, whose product is annotated as dishevelled binding antagonist of beta catenin 1. The record is from RefSeq and is a predicted model, not a curated record. The coding region runs from base 208 to 2700 and encodes 830 amino acids. Gene Ontology annotation, cellular component: cytoplasm. NCBI's taxonomy places the organism in Eukaryota, Metazoa, Chordata, Aves, Falconiformes, Falconidae. The transcript has 4 exons. Gene Ontology annotation, biological process: negative regulation of JNK cascade; negative regulation of canonical Wnt signaling pathway; regulation of Wnt signaling pathway, planar cell polarity pathway.
CGCGGGCGUGGAGCCGCCGCCGGGCGGGGAGGGCAGAGGGAGGGAGGGGCGGCGGUGGGCGGGCGCGGGGCGGCGGCAGCCGGGGAGGGAGCCGGGCGCCCCGCGGCCCAUUCGCGACCGGCGGCGACGGCGGCGGCAGCGCGGGGCUCGGCGGCGGUUGCCCCCCGCGGGCAGGGCCUGUCAGCGGCGGCCGCCCCCUCCCCGGCGAUGAAGGCGAGCCCUGCGGCAGCCGCCGCCGCGGCGGCGGGGCCGGGGCAGGCGGGGGGGCCGCGGGAGCCCGAUGCGCGCUGGCGGGAGAAGGGCGAAGCGGAGGCGGAGCGGCAGCGCACCCGGGAGCGGCUGGAGGCCACGCUGGCCGGGCUGGGCGAGCUGGAGUACCUGCGGCAGCGGCAGGAGCUGCUGGUGAAGAGCCUCCUGCUGCGGCGGCCGGCGGGCGCGGGGCCCGGGGCGCAGGGCGGGCGCGGGGAGCCGCCGGGCGAGGGGCCGCCGCCGCGCAGCCUGGAGGAGAAGUUCCUGGAGGAGAACAUCCUCCUCCUGCGGAGGCAGCUGAACUGCUUGAGGAGGAGGGACGCCGGCCUAUUAAAUCAGUUACAAGAGCUAGAUAAGCAAAUAAGUGAUCUCCGCCUGGACGUGGAGAAAACGACGGAUGAACACCUCGAGACAGACAGUCGUCCAAGUUCAGGGUUUUAUGAGCUGAGUGAUGGAGCUUCUGGAUCGCUCUCCAAUUCAUCUAACUCUGUCUUCAGUGAGUGUUUAUCCAGUUGCCAUUCUAGCACUUGCUUUUGCAGCCCUUUGGAGGCAACACUGAAUAUCUCAGAUGGACGCCCUAAAUCUGCAGAUCUCAUAGGCUGGAUGGACUAUAAUAAGGAAGGCCAGCAUGAGGACCAGACCGCAGGCUCUGUCUGUCGCUCUUUGUCCACACCGCACUCAAAUUCCCUCGAUGUCGUUGCAGAUGUACAUCCAAAGUACCAGUGUGAUCUGGUGUCUAAAAAUGGGAAUGACGUCUACCGGUACCCCAGCCCACUCCAUGCAGUAGCUGUGCAGAGUCCCAUGUUUCUUCUCCCCGUGACUGAAAACCCCCAGCGAGAAGAGGAGAGGCUUGGUUGUGACGUUAGCGAUGUUUGCGCUGGAUCUGAAACAGACUCUGGAAAAUCCACUAACACCUUUGUCCCGCAAAGCUCCUGGCUGGCGCCGUGUCCUUCCACCAGCAAGAGGAUAGACAGUUACAUCUUAAGCCUGGUUCAGAAAAAGACUCACGCGGUAAGGACUAACAAACCCAGGACGAGUCUCAAUGCCGAUCCCACCAAAGGGAUCUUGAGGCAUGGAAGCAUGUGUGUCAGGCAGCCUGCUGGGGUGGUGGCUCAUGGUAACGUCGUGAACCUGAAGAGCUCCAAGCAAGCAUGCUUGCCUUCUGGUGGGACCACUGCUCUGGACCAUGCGGCACCCUCCCCAUUAAAGCAGAGGCCAAGGGAGCCAGCCGGUGAGCAGCUGGAGAGUAGGAAGGCACCUUUGCCAGCAGCUUUCCCACCCGCCACGACAAGUGAACUUCAGAGCAAGCACCUGUCACGGGGUGUCAAACCGGCACCUCCAGAGCUCAGCCGCAACACAGUGGCUGCAGCGGGGGAUGUCCCCAAAGAGAACGGUCAGCUCUUUGCUGCAUCUCCCAAAGAGAGCCCGGGGAAGCCCGUGGUGCUGCAGCCGGAGAGCCACCGGGUCAGCCAGCCUCCCAAAAAAGUCCUGCUGAAGAGCAGCUUGCAGGCGGCUCGCUCCUCAUCGCCUGCUGUUGAGGAGAGGCCCGCGCUGGAUUUCAAAAGCGAGGGCUCUUCCUCCCAGAGCCUGGACGAUGGGUUGCUGGUCAACGCCCAGUACAUACCGGCCCAGCAGCAAAGCAUGAAGCUUCACAAAGGCACCCGAAAUGUCAAGAUUUUGAAAAGCUCCGUGCUGAAACACAGGCCCCACCUUGCCAACGGGCUGGAAAACAGUGUGCAGACCUUGCGGGAGAAAACCAAGCCUGUUGGCAAGAAGUGCCGCUUUCCUGAUGAGUUGGAUACAAAUAAGAAACUGAAGAAACCCUCCUCACGGGGGAAGAGAGGCAGCAGCUUGCAGCAGGAGUCGGGCAUCCCAAGUCGGCAGGCUGGCCUGCACAAAUCCGCCAUUCGGUCCCAUGGGCAUGGCCGAGAGGUCGUGGUGGCCAAGCCUAAACAUAAGAGGGCUGACUACCGCCGGUGGAAGUCAUCGGCAGAGAUUUCGUAUGAGGAGGCCCUACGGAGGGCGAGGAGGAACCGGCGGGAAGGUGUGGGGGUCUACUCACAGGUCCCCCUGCCCUACGUCAGCCCAUACGCCUAUGUGGCCAGCGACUCGGAGUACUCGGCGGAGUGCGAGUCCUUGUUCCACUCCACCGUGGUGGACACGAGCGAGGAUGAGCAGAGCAACUACACGACGAACUGCUUUGGGGACAGCGAGUCAAGCCUGAGCGAGGUGGAGUUCGUAGGGGAGAGCACGACAACCAGUGACUCUGAUGAGAGCGGGGGCCUUAUUUGGUCUCAGUUUGUCCAGACACUCCCCAUCCAAACAGUCACAGCCCCAGAGCUGCAUGAAAAUGCAGCAAAGGCCUUUGUCAAAAUCAAAGCCUCCCAUAACCUCAAGAAGAAAAUCCUUCGCUUUCGGUCGGGCUCCCUGAAGCUCAUGACAACUGUCUAAUGAGGUGACUCGGUGGAAUGUAUCUGCUUCUGCUUUCCGAAGCAAGGUGCUUUUGUGUACAUAUUUCCACAGAUUUUUUUUCUUUUUAUACAAAUAUUUAAAACUUAAGGUAAAUUAUGUCACUUGUCUUCAGAACUUGGGUGGAUACUAGUGCCUUUUAUGUGGAAAUUAAAGACCGUUAUACUUGUUUUUAAAAAAACAAAACCAUAACAAUGCCAUUUCAGUGGUGAACAGCCUCCAGUGCAUGGUGUCAGAAGGCUUUGAAAAAAGGCUGAUGUUUCUGGGAAUGGAUCUUCCUUGCCUAGUUUUUCCAGUUCUGGGUCUUAUACAGGAUAUCAACAGCUUAAGGUCAUAAGUUUUUAGGGGAUAAGGGGGAGGGUAUGUGGGUGGUCUUCAUGUUUUUACUUGUCCCUUUCUGCUGCUCCUGUUGCCACAUCUGGAACUUCUUCCUCCUGGCCUUUUUUUGGUUGGGUUUUGGUUUUUUUUUUCCCUUUUCUUGUUGAUUCUCUUCUUGAAACUCACCCCUGUCCUCCCCCAGCCUUCCCCCACCAGGAAAGGGCUCCUGUUCAAUCUCUCUGAGGUUAAGUCAUCUUCUCUGGAGUGCACUCUGCUCUAAUCUCCUGGGAGUCCCACUCCGGACGGUGGUGGUGUUGAGAGUAAACUGUUGGAGUAGCUGACCAAGGUGUAGUAACUUCAGUAUAUUGUGUAAAACUGCUUUUGAAAAAGAAAAAAAACCCCAUAUGCAUGUCACGUGCAUGAGUAUCAGUAGUUUAAAUAUUCCUGUUGAUGUCCAAUUUACUGUACAUCAUCAAUGGCUGUUUUUAUAUAUAUAUAUCAUUGUGUAAAUUAAUAUAACACAUCAUAUGCUGUAAUAAACAGUCUGUUUUAAUACUUAAAGUUUGUUACAUUGAUGCAGACCCAGUCAGUGGUUUUAUAUUGACUCUGUCACCACUUAGAUGUCUCCGAUGUGACCUGUUAAUGUUCUCUGCAUUUAGCCAUGCAGGAAACGGAGUAAGAUUAAAAUGUUGCUGGGAAUGUGACUUGUGCUUUGAAGGAACCGGAUUGUCACGGCUCCUCUUGUUCUUUCUGUAACUUGCAUUUUUUAAGGACAAAAUGGGAUUUAGGAGCUCACAGGCAUUUUUUGGUUGUUGCUUACAGGCAGCUCGUGUUGCGGAGCAGAUGGAAAUGUAAUAUUAAUCCUCCUUGCUGUCAGGGUGCUUGCAGACUUUGGUUGGUACAACAUGGGGGCAGAUGGUAGGUUUCUGUAACCAAAUAGAUCUGUGUAAUGCAACAGGUGUCCCUCUGAAAUGUCCAGGAAAUAAAUCCCCAAGAGCUGUGUGCUCUGGAAGCUGGGCUGGGUGGAGGAGAGCACAGACUUGCUGUCCCUGGUGCCCUCUUUAGGUAUGGUAGCUGACUGCUAUCACAGCCCUGAUAAGGUUAUGGAAAGAAGUGACAAUUGUGUCACCCACUGGUCUCUCUCAGUUUCUUUCUUCCCAUAGGACUGGAGGUGAGUCUGCCAACAAAGGAGAAAGGAGCUAACUGUAGACAGCAUUGCUUCUCUUCGCAGCAGCAGCUUUGAAGCUGCCUGGUGGGAAGGCUGGAGGUUUGUGGCAGGGCCCAGAGGCUGGGCUGGUUUCUGCAGGUUCAUCUUCUGCUCUGGCACCCUUGAAGUGGUGGACGUACAACUGGUGUGGAUGCUGUGACUGCUAUGAAUUUCAGGGAUAUGUGUACAGCUUGUCCAUUCCAUAGCAAGGUCUGCUGAGCAGACACCUUCCUUUGUGAUGACUCUGUGUCCUUUGGGCUGUCACCUACCUGAAAGGCAGAGGGUUUUUUCUCAGUUUUCCUUGCAUUGCAAGUGUAGCAAGGAGAUAUCUACCCAGAAUUAAAUGUCUCAUGGAGCAUCUUCUGAGACAGUGGUAAAUUUCUAAGUGGCAGAUUUUGUUUUUUAAUCUGCAGUGUAGCAAACCCCUACGUAUAAAAUAUGUUUCUCGUAUUACUUUUUUUCCCUUUUCUUAACAGAAGAAUGUCAGUUUCUGUGAAGGGGUCUUGCAGUAUGGUCACAAGGUUCUGCAUUCAGUGACCCAGAAAGUCCUUGUACUUCCAUCUCCCAUGAUACAGGAAAAGCUGUAACUGGUCUUCUCUGGUCAUAACUCUCCCAUGGCUUUACACAUGGAAAGGCAGCUUAUAUCUGUCUAUGCGUAAAAUGUUUAUAUAUAAUAUUUCAUCCAGAAAUUACUGGACAAUGGCUGUCACUGCAGAGAGGGGAGAGAAGUAAUGUUUGUUAUUAAACAUGGCAUUACUAAGGCUAAGCAGCAACUUAGUGCAUUCCCCUUAAUAACUGAUGGGUGUUAUAUCAAACAAAGGGAAUGUCAAGAAACUUGUUGAAGCUAGUAGUUUCUUUCCUGGACUAUCUCUUAAUCGUGCCACAUAAUCUCUCUUUGAGCGAGAAAAACAUGCAAAUCCCUGUAAAUCUCCUCAAAGUGGAGUGGGGAGGAUCUUCAGACAUGUACUCUGUCUCUUUGGCUGUAAAGUAGCUGCUGGUGAGAAGACAAACCAACCAGUGGCUUUGGGAUGAUGAGUUUUUAAUUGCACAUUGUCUUGUACCAGGUGAGGGAAGCUGGUUUUCAAAAGUGAGCUGCUGAAUAGUUUCUUGUUAGAUAAUUGAGUAAAAAAAAAAAAAGAAAAUGACCACCUAAAUAUUGUAAGACUGUAUCAGAUGCAACCACUGUAUUCUGCAGUACUUGUGCUGAAUAGUUUAAUAGUUUAAUACCAGACGGGGAAAUGAGCUGAUGCUAUCUCCAUCUUAAUUGCAUCCAAGUCUUUUCAGUUUGGGGAAGGAAUUUUCCUUUUCUUACAUGAUUUAGGUAAGCAUCCAGAAUCCUUUAAACAGGCCUAGUUCUUUCUACAACACCCCCCACCCCCACCCCCACCCCUACCCCUUCCUUUGUGUUUUUUUUAAAUAGAAGAUCUUUCAGUGCUGGAAAAGUACUUGAUACAGUCCCAAUACACAACACACAUUCUCUUCUCUGGUUCUGAUUUAGGAAACACAUCGAAGUUAGUAAGUUUUUGCAAUGUUAGGUUGAAAAACAUCUGCUAAUCUUGGAGACCAGUUCAGUAUCUGGCACUUCUUUAAGCUACCUGGCUUUCCAGCUCCACAACCUUGAGGCCUUGCCAGUAUAUUUUUCAUAAUGUUCAUGUUUUAAUUAUCCCCAGUGUUUAUGAUAGUCUUUGGAAGUUUGAGGCGGGAACAUUUCUCUUCAUUGCACUGGGGCCUAUUUCAAGGUGAGGGCAAGUUGAAGAGGUUUGGGAUUAGUUACCCCUGUGCUCCAUAUGUAACUGAGUGCGGGAAAGUACAGAAAGCAUAUGCUUAAUAUAAAGGACAAAGGCAGACAGACCCCUUUAGCUGGAUUCCUUGCAAUUCAGGCUAUAUAGUGUCGCUGCACACCUCUGAAGUACCAUCUCUCCCGCUGCAGGAAUCAGUGCCACACACCCUCUGAGGUGCUGUCAUCUGAAAGGGCGGAGUGUCACUGGGCUGUCUGCCUUCCAGGAGGCUUUUUGGGUCUGUCUUCUGCUCCCUAACCCCAGCCACCAGCUGUGGGUCAGCAGAUGACGAAGCGAGCUGUGUCCGGUGUGUGCAGGGUCAGUGAGGCCCUGGCAUUGUGCCUAGAUGUCCCAGCUGUGGUGUGGACCUCAUGCUUGUCAUGAGAAAUUUGAUGUGCCUGUGGCACAAGGGUUUGGACAGCUGGGUUUGAAGGAAGGUGAGAAUGGAGAGUCCCGUAAAUGGAGUCAUCUAACCUUGACUCAUCUGUAUUUCCAGGAGAGGCUGAAAGAGGAGGUGUUUCAGUCUGAUGCUUAGCUCAGUAAAUUGGACUGGGCUAAACAGGGUCCUCUGCAGGUCUCUGCCUCAUUUCUUCUAGUACUCUUUAAAUGAUCAAGGCCACUGUCAGCACUGCCAGUUUCUUUAACCAUCUGGUGAAGUCCUGCAAGAGCUUUACUAGGACAAGUGAUAAGCACCAGUCCCCCAGGUCUGUAUUUGACCUUCCAUAGCAAAACCCCUGCUUGCAAAAGAGCCUGCUGGUCCUAGCCCUCUGCAGCUUUCCAUGUCCUGGAGCUUCAGAGGGAAUCUGUCCAUCCCUUGCAAGUUUUCUUCUGGCUUGAGGUUCAUCCUGGGUAAGGACAGACAAAAGAUUCUCCAUGAGUCCUGUGCCUUCACUAAUCCCAAAUCUCUCUGUCUGUUGGCUCAGAGCAAGGUCGGGCACUCCUCAGGUGGCAGCUGGCAAAGCCAUCCUUGAGGGAUCUACAUCCCUUCCUGCCACAGCAGAGCCUUUUAUUAGCUGCCAUCACCACUCGGGGGAUGACUCGCCACGCCGGGCGGGUAUGGGUCUCCCUCACCCUGUGAUUUUUCUCAUGGGAGGGAGCAAGGACAUGAACAUUUUGAGGAAGCAGAAACAGCUAAAGACAUUUUUAAUAGCUAACUUCAGUAUCUAGUACAUAUCUUUUGGAGUAGCUAACAAUAAUACAGACAACUGAGUUGCUAGUACAAAAAACCUGAACCCUUCUCAGCUCUUUGCAGUGUCCUCUGCACAAUGCAGAGAGGAUGCAGAGACUGCAAACUGGUGGAGACCAUUCAGAAACCUCAGGUCUAUCUUUCAAACUUGCCUUUCUCCUGAGUUUUUCUGAACUUGCCAGGAAUUGUGCUGAGGCUCCUUGCAUGGCAUGAUGUUUCUUUCUCUAACUAAACGGUAUAGAUGGAGCACUGUGGUGAAAAACAGUUGCUCUGGAGUUUAAAAAAAACCCACAAUGCUGGAAUGAGGGGAGACAUACGGAAACAAGUGGGAGAUUGGUUUAAGAGGGAUAAAUAGAAAGUGCUUUUUUACACAGCAGGGGAUUUUCUGCCACAGGAAAGGGCAAGACAGAUACAGUAUCAGCAAGUUCAAAGGGGUUAGAGAAGGUAGGGAAGGAUGUGUGCUCUACCAUCCCCAAUGACUGUGGGUGCUAGGAGGCAUGUGGGGUGAAUGGACUGCAAAUAGUGGCCGGGCUUGCGUGCUCCCCCUAAAGACUUUUCCUGCAGCCACUGAAGCACCAUUAGCUGGAGGAGAUGCACCAUCCUGCUGACUCAGCAGGCCAUUUCCUGCAUUCCUAGGAUCUUGGUGCAGCUGAUGGGCGUUGUCUAUGCAAUUGAAUUUCCUCACUCUUUAUUUGGCCUCCCAACUGCUGCUGAAGACAAGUGUUGCAUUGCUUUGCAAAGCGGUUCACUUUGCAGGCUUGGCUGCUGGUGGCAUGCAUUUAUUCAAGCUAUGGACAUGUAUUUCUGGCCACUCUUGUCCUAUGGCAGAAUAAUUUCAUCCACCCUUUCACUUGGGCAACCUGUGCUGAUGUCCUCUGUUAUGGUGAGCGUCGUCCCACUGUAAUGAGAACACUGUUAUGGACAUAGUCCCUAUGUUAGUCUACUGUGUGAGUCACUGUUUGGCAGCAAUUUUACACCCUACAGUUUCUUCUAAACUGUAGAAAAAAUUGAUGACCUCCAAACCAAAUGAACCAUCCUAGUGACAGAAUGCACCUACUGCACCUUGCCUUGCGACUUUGCUGUCCUUGGAGAGCUUUUUCUCUCCCUCUGACUGUCUCUACCUUUCUGCUUUUGUUUGAAGCAACAGAGCAAUCUGGAAGUGAAUCCCAUGGUCAUCUGCACUUACUGCGUGUUGGUUUGGACAGCAGAGCAGUUUUGGUGGAAGCUAGCUAGAUGCCUCUGGAAUGCUAACCCAGACAGUCUACUCCAGGGGCACAGCAAAUGUGCUUCUACCUGGACAGGGACAUGGGAGUCAGAACCAGUGACGGCUCCCUGAAAUAGCUUCCAGUCAAAAAAUGUGGACAAGUUUGGUCCAAAUGACAUUGGAGACUAGACUAAAUCUAGGCUGAAGUAAACACUUGAACUGCGUAUAUUGUACCUGGGGGGACCUCAGUUUGGAUCUGCUCUGUUUGUGCUGAAUGACUUGUUAAUGUAAAGAGAGCCUCUCAAUUAAUGGCCUUUGUUUCCAUGUUGUAUUCCUUUAAGAUCAAUAAAGUAUAUUAACAUUAAUAACUUGA